UUUUUGUUGCAGCUCUUGUCUAAUUAAUGAUCUAUACAAUAUCAUCUAUUUAAUAAAUUGUGUGUGUGUGUUGUGUGCAGAUAAAAGAUUAAUGAGUUCAAAAGAUAUACGAUCAAUAUUAUCUGGAGGUGUAAAAAAGGUUUCUGGGACUAAAUCCAGUACUGUAAAUAGUUUGAUAACUACAAAAGGUAAACUUCUCAAUGAUAUCGCGUCUGAACCAUUAUGGAGAACUCAUGGUACUUAUUUAAUAACCAACUUACCACCUAAAAGUUCUUUAAUUAAGACAUUUGGAAAUGAUACAAAGAUUAAAAUUGCUGCAUUUGAUUUAGAUGGUACGUUAGUUCAAACCAAAAGUGGUAGAAGUUUUGCCAUUUCGUCUGAUGAUUGGAAAUGGUGGGAUUCACCUAAAGCUAAAUCUCUGGUAUUAGAAAAGUUAGAUCAAGUAAUAAAAGAUAAAUAUUUAAUAGUUAUAUUCACUAAUCAAGGUGGAGUUGUUACUAACGUGGCCAAUAAAUCUUAUAAUAACUUUGUGAAGAGAGUUACGUCUGUCAUAAAAUCAUUAAACGCAUAUAUUAAGAAUGAAGAAGUUCCUAUAUUAGUAUACGCAUCACCUAAAAAGCCCGCCAAAGAAACUGAUUCAACUAAACAUACAUUAAUGAGGAAACCAAAUAUUGGAAUGUGGAAAGAGUUGGUGGAAUAUGUUGGAAAUAAUCAAAUAGAUGAAGAUAAUAGCUUUUUUGUUGGAGAUGCUGCUGGUAGACCUAAUGAUUUUCUGGAUAGUGAUUUAAUGUUUGCUAAGAAUAUUGGAAUUACAAAUUUUAAGACACCGGAAGAAUUCUUCUUAUGAAUGUAUAUAUACAGUUUUUAUGU
Scheffersomyces amazonensis is the source of this 870-nucleotide messenger RNA. Its product is annotated as polynucleotide 3'-phosphatase. Gene Ontology annotation, biological process: DNA repair. The record is from RefSeq and is a predicted model, not a curated record. Lineage: Eukaryota; Fungi; Ascomycota; Pichiomycetes; Serinales; Debaryomycetaceae. The transcript has a single exon. Gene Ontology annotation, molecular function: polynucleotide 3'-phosphatase activity; double-stranded DNA binding; ATP-dependent polydeoxyribonucleotide 5'-hydroxyl-kinase activity. The coding region runs from base 92 to 847 and encodes 251 amino acids.